This is a messenger RNA of Oncorhynchus kisutch (coho salmon), 3918 nucleotides long. RefSeq names its product SH2 domain-containing adapter protein F-like. NCBI's taxonomy places the organism in Eukaryota, Metazoa, Chordata, Actinopteri, Salmoniformes, Salmonidae. Bases 388 to 1725 code for a protein of 445 amino acids. The record is from RefSeq and is a predicted model, not a curated record. The transcript has 9 exons. Gene Ontology annotation, molecular function: phosphotyrosine residue binding.
UAUUGGAUGCCAACCUCCGUUAAACCCCACCGAAUAAUACUUUCUUGUAGCUAGCUAACGUUAACCCUUAUUAUAGCUCAGUUAGAUAACCAUUUCGGACUAAUAUAGUCGAAUUAGUUAAGCUAAUUAGAAAUUGUAACGUUAGCCAACUAGCUUGCUAACUGAAAUAAUAUUCUACAAAAUGCAUUUAAUCUUUGUUUUAAACUGACUAGCGUAGCGUAGUUCAUUUACGUUGGUGGCAGGCAAACUUGUUUUCUUCAGCUCAAACCGAGGGAAGUUAACAAGCUAACGUUAGCAAGCUACAAUGACAAUUCUGUGAAUUCAUGGGGGUGGACACACAAUUAAAUACGUCAUUGGCUAACGGCCCCGAUUUCCAUCAAAACACCCAUGGCAAAGUGGUUAAAGGACUACCUGAACUUCGGCAGCCGUCGUGACGCGCCCCAGCUUCCGCGUCCUGACUACACAGAGAGUGAGAUCCUGAGGGCCUACAGAGCCCAGAAAGACCUGGACUUUGAAGACCCCUACCAGAGCGCAGAGAAAUCACAAAAUGACUGCUACGGUGGCUGUAGGGGGACAGUAAGCCUGCAUGCGUUUCCCGCCUUGGCUUCUGUCCUUCCCGACGAUGCAGAGGUGAAGGUGGUGUCUCCCAAACACAGGCUGAUCAAGGUGGACUCUCAGGAGUUCCGUCGCAGUAAGGUCCCCGUCAGCCCCGUCACCAUCCACCAAGAACCGGUGCUUCCCUCUGCUCCUACAGUAGUAGGGGACUCCAACACCGACUACUCAGACCCGUUUGAUGCCAGACCAGUUCCUCGGCUUAGAACAGAUUGGGAGCCUAACCCUAACCCACACCUUACCUUGGACCUCAGCCCCAUCACCAGUCCUACCCUGGUAGCCUUCAGCCCUAACCCUAUCCUAGGUCUCAGUCUCCGUCCAGGGCACAGCAGCAGCUACAUGGAACCCUUUGAAGCCCAGAGGGUCAUCACAGAGCUCCAGCGGGGCCGGCCAGGAGUGGGCAGUGGAAGGUCAGGGGCAGGGAUCGGAGAUCAACUCUAUGAUGACCCCUACGAUGAGAGGACUCGACAUCGCCACCGGGGGGCGCCACCGCAGCAGCAGGGGAGAGAGUUCCUCAGGAACGAAACGAGAGAGGUCAGAAAGAGCAGGCUGCCCCAGGACGAUGAGAGACCAGCAGAGGAGUACGACCAGCCCUGGGAAUGGAAGAAGGACAACAUCUCCAAAGCUCUAGCAGUGAAGUUUGAGGGGGCAGAGUGGGAGAAGUCGUUAGCCCAGUCAGACCAGGCCAGACUACCCAGGACCAGCCCCACAGCCCCAGGGGGCGCAGCUAGCCUUCUGAGGCCUGGUGACACCACCCCUGUCCUGGGUGAGAGAGUGGACCCCUGCCUGCCCCUGGAGAGACAGGUGUGGUACCACGGUUCUGUGAGUCGUGUGGAGGCAGAGACUCUACUGACGUUGUGCAAAGAGAGUUCCUACCUGGUGAGGAAGAGCCAGGCCUGCCCACAAGACUACUCUCUCUCCCUCAGGAGUUGUCAGGGCUUCAUGCAUAUGAAGUUCACUCGGAGUUCAGAGAGUCGUUACGUCCUGGGAGAGAACAGUCCUCCAUUCUCCUCUGUACCAGAGGUCAUCCACUACUACACCAUGCACAAACUACCUAUCAGAGGAGCUGAACACCUGUCUCUGCUCUACCCUGUCAUAGUACAGACCCUCUGACCCCUCUCCACUCAUUAUCUGCACUACUUUAGUGCACUCUGAUCAAAAGUAGUGCAAUAUAUAGGCAAUCGAGUGGGACACGGCUAUUUAUGAUCUAUUACUAAUACAGAUGGUGCUGUCGUCUGCGGAGAUGCUAACAUGGCUGCUGUGUAAUUGUGUGAUGUUAUUCUUAGAGCGUCAACAUGGUUCUGGUGGAAACCACAAUGGUUAAACUAUUACGGUUGAAGUUGGAAGUUUAUAUACACCUUAGCCAAAUACAUUUAAAAUCAGUUUUUCACAAUUCCUGACAUUUAAUCGUAGUAAAAAUGCCCUAUCUUAGGUCAGUUAGGAUCACCACAUUAUUUUAAGAAUGUGAAAUGUCAGAAUAAUAGUAGAGAAUGAUUUAUUUUAUUUCACCACAUUCCCAGUGGGUCAGAAGUUUACAAACUCAAUUAGUAUUUGGUAACAUUGCCUUAAAAUUGUUUAACUUGGGUCAAACAUUUAGGGUUGCCUUCCACAAGCUUCCCACAAUAUGUUAUUUCAUCAGACCAAAGGUAAUUUCUCCCCAUGUGAGUUGCAAACCGUAGUCUGGCUUUUUUAUGGUGGUUUUGGAGCAAUGGCUUCUUCCUGGCUAAGUGACCUUUCAGGUUGUCGAUAGAGGACUCAUUUUACUGUGGAUAUAGAUACUUUUGUACCGAUUUCUUCUAGUAUCUUCACAAGGUCCUUUGCUGUUGUUCUGGGAUUGAUUUGCACUUUUCGCACCAAAGUACGUUCAUCUCUAGGAGACAGAACGUGUCCCCUUCCUGAGCCGUAUGACGGCUGCGAGGCCCCAUGGUGUUUAUAUUUGGGUACUAUUGUUUGUAUAGAUGAACAUGGUACCUUCAGACGUGUGUAAAUUGCUCCCAAGGAUGAACCAGACUUGUGAAGGUCUACAACUUUUUUUUCUGAGAUCUUGGCUGAAAUCUUUUGAUUUUCCCAUGAUGUCAAGCAAAGAGGCACUGAGUUUGAAGGUAGGCCUUGAAAUACAUCCACAGGUACACCUCCAAUUGACUCAAAUGAUGUCAAUUAGCCUAUCAGAAGCUUCUAAAGCCAUGACAUUAUUUUCUGGAAUUGUCCAUGCUAUUUAAAGGCACAGUCAACUUAGUGUAUGUAAACUUCUGACCCACUGGAAUUGAGAUACAGUGAAAUAAUCUGUCUGUAAAUAGUUGUUGGAAAAAGUACUUGUCAUGCACAAAGUAGAUAUCCUAACCGACUUGCCAAAACUAUAGUUUGUUAACAAGAAAUUUGUGGAGUGGUUGAAAAACAAGUUUUAAUGACUCCAAACUAAGUGUAUGUAAACUUCCGACUUCAACUGUAUAUGGCCAAAGGCAAAUGCUGUAACAGAGCAGGUUACUGUAUGUCAAUAGAAUAUUAUCGAUCAUCUGUAUCGCACAUUGAUUAGCUUGCUGUACCAGGGUGGGAGUUUCAUCCAAUAGUGUUAUACAGUAGACUGCUACAUCGCUAUAGUGGAAAGCUAUUAUAUAAAUGUGUGCUUGAAAGCUAUUUCAGUCCUUAUAUGUAUGAAUGUUGGUGUUUUACACCUGAGUGUACAAAAUAUUAGGAAUACCUUCCUGAUAUUGAGUUGCACCCCCUUUCGCCCGCAGAACAGCCUCAGUUCGCCGGGUCAUGGACUACAAGGUGUCGAAAGCGUUCCACAGGGAUACUGGCCCAUGAUGACUCCAAUGCUUCCCACAGUUGUCAAGUUGGCUGGAUGUCCUUUGAGUGGUGGACCAUUCUUGAUACACACAGGAAACUGUUGCGUGUGAAAAACCCAGCAGCGUUGCAGUUCUUGACACACUCAAUCCGGAGCGCGUACUACCAUACCCCGUUCAAAGGCACUUGAAUAUUUUGUCUUGCCCAUUCACACUGAAUGGCGCACAUACACAAUCCAUGUCUGAAUUGUCUAUAGGCGUAAAAAUCCUCCUUUAACCGGUCUCCUCCCCUUCAUACACACAGGUGACAUCAAUAAGGGAUCAUAGCUUUCACCUAGUCAGUGUGUAAUGGAAAGAGCAGGUGCUCCUAAUGUUUUGUACACUCAGUGUAGUUGUGUGUUAAAGUGUGAAUGUUUUUGGGACUUUGAUCAUGAAAGCUAAAGAAUAAUAGGUAGGUUUGUUACUGUGGUUCUGUUUGUAAGAUUUUCUCAUGUUGUAUGAAAAUAAAGUGUUUUUUUUUUUA